AUGCUCACGUGGCUGGUUCCAACCCCCUCCGGGCUCUGGCCGGGCCUGGGAGUCAGCACCACAUGUGGCAUCACAUCCUCUCUGUCCUUCGCACCUCCAGGUUUCAAGCGAUGGCUGUCCUCCUCCUCCGCCCCGGCUCCUCGUGUCUGCGUGGUGGGCAGCGGGCCCGCGGGCUUUUACACGGCUCAGCACAUCCUCAAGCACCACGGCGGGGCCCGAGUGGACAUCUAUGAGAAGCUGCCUGUUCCCUUCGGGCUCGUCCGUUUUGGGGUGGCCCCAGACCACCCCGAAGUGAAGAACGUGAUCAAUGCCUUCACGCAGACGGCGCGGUCGGCACGCUGCGCCUACUACGGAAAUGUCACCGUGGGGAGGGACGUCAUGGUGGCAGAGCUGCAGCAGGCUUACCACGCCGUGGUGCUGAGUUAUGGCGCUGAAGAUAACCGGGUCCUGGGGAUCCCAGGGGAGAACCUCUCCGGCGUUUAUUCGGCCCGAGCAUUUGUGGGCUGGUACAACGGGCUGCCGGAGAACCGGGAUCUGAAGCCUGACCUGAGCUGUGAGACGGCGCUGAUUCUGGGUCAUGGCAAUGUGGCAUUGGAUAUUGCCCGGAUCCUCCUGUCCCCACUGGAUCUCCUCAGGAAGACAGACAUCACUGACGGCUCCCUGGCAGCUCUUGCUUGCAGCAAGGUGAAGCGCGUCUGGCUGGUUGGGAGGAGGGGACCUCUCCAAGUUGCUUUCACAAUCAAGGAGCUGCGGGAGAUGAUAAACCUUCCUGGUGCCAGGCCUGUCCUGAACCCUGCUGACUUCACAGGCCUCGAAAAUGCUGUUAAAGAUGCCCCCAGGCCCAGGAAGCGACUGACUGAGCUGAUGAUCAAAACGGCCCUGGAGAAGCCUGGGGAGAAGACGAUGGAGGCGCAGACAGCGGCAGCGCAGGCAGCAGCCGCCCGGGAAUGGGGGCUGAAGUUCCAGCGCAGCCCCCAGGAGGUGCUGCCCACCCCUGACGGGAGACGGGCGAGGGGCGUCCGCAUGGCCCUGACCCGCCUGGAGGUACGGGGUUAUGUGGGGGGGGCUGGUAUGGCACUAGCAGGGCUNNNNUACCGGAGCCUGCCCCUGGACCCGGCGGUACCCUUCGAUACCCAGCGCGGCAUUAUCCCCAACAGCUAGGGCAGAGUGGACGGUGUCCCAGGUCUGUACUGCAGCGGGUGGGUGAAGAGAGGACCCACGGGCGUGAUCAUCACCACCAUGAACGACAGCUUUGACACUGCCCAGUCUGUGCUGGAGGAUCUCCAGGUGGGCAUGCUGGACGUGUCCACCUCCAGAGAAGGCUUUGGGGCUGUGGAGAGCAUCCUGCGCAGCCGAGGGAUCCGUCCUGUUUCCUUCUCGGACUGGGAAAAGAUAGAUGCUGCUGAAGUGGCAAGAGGCAAAGCUGCUGGUAAACCUCGUGAGAAGAUAGUGGAUCCUCAGGAGAUGCUGCAGCUGAUCGGUCACUAA
Messenger RNA from Charadrius vociferus (killdeer), 1488 nucleotides. It is a transcript of the gene FDXR, whose product is annotated as ferredoxin reductase. Gene Ontology annotation, biological process: ubiquinone biosynthetic process. Gene Ontology annotation, cellular component: mitochondrion. NCBI's taxonomy places the organism in Eukaryota, Metazoa, Chordata, Aves, Charadriiformes, Charadriidae. The transcript is spliced from 12 exons. The record is from RefSeq and is a predicted model, not a curated record.